Molecule: messenger RNA, 660 nt
Organism: Parnassius mnemosyne (clouded apollo)
Lineage: Eukaryota; Metazoa; Arthropoda; Insecta; Lepidoptera; Papilionidae
Source: the annotation of a GenBank genome assembly
AUGCCUAGAAAACGUGUUAACAGAUCUCCGCCUGUUGAGAAGAGAUCGGAUGAUUGUGAUGAUGACGAUUUUUUGUUUGACGAUACGCAGUCUAGUUCAGGAAGAAGUUCACACGAGCCGCAACACAGAAACGCAGCUAACGCAAGAGAACGAGCAAGGAUGCGAGUUCUCUCGAAAGCAUUUUGCAGGUUGAAAACAACACUGCCAUGGGUGCCAGCGGAUACAAAGCUGUCAAAGCUGGACACGCUGCGACUUGCGGCCUCGUAUAUCGCACAUUUACGGGCGCUGUUGCACGAGCCGCGUUCUGCACACACUCCGCCGCACCCGCUGAGCCUAGCGUGGCCGUUUGCUUUCCAACACGGAGGCGCCUUAAGUUGUGCUAUUUCACAAAGAUGGAACAUCAAUUCACAAGCAAAUGAUCCUUCUAGUAUAAAUAGCCGGAACAGUAACAUGCAAGUACAGGAUAAUCUUCAAAACGUUAUCAAUUGCAACGAUAAUUACGGACACGAUUAUUCCGAAAAUGAUUAUGAAGAUAGAGGUUACGAAGAAUUGAACGACUCAUCAGGAACCCCUAUGCAAUAUUGUAACUACGGUUACAAAGAGGAUUAUUGUGAAAUGAGAAACUCACACCCUUGCGAUAGUCUUAUGAAUAACGUGUAA